UGGUCUUUCGUUUUUGUUAUUUUUUAUUUCUCAACUAAAGAAAAAAAGAAAAAAAGAAAAAAAAAAAAAAAAAAAAAAGGUUAGAGCAAAACAUAAGUUAUUAUAUUAGGCUUGGAGGGGUGAGAGCGCAAAGCUGUCAAUUUAUUAGAUUUUUUUAUUUUUUGUUUUUUUGUCUUUAAGGCGGCGAACCUUUAUUAAUAUAUUUUUUUUUUGUCUUUAAUUUUUAAAUUGGAGGCGGCGAGGCGUACCUUUAUGGUAAGUAAGUUGCCUAUAAAAGGGCCCUCAUUAUCUAUAGGAUUUUAGGUUUUGUAAAGAACGAAGGUUCCAAGAAUUCAGUCAAGCGGCGGCUCUCUCUGGCCCGCAGGUACGAUCAGUCUAAUUUCUCAGAAGUUUGAUCUCCGUUCUGCCGUGGAAACUUAGUUCAUCGCGUUGAUGCCCAGAAGCAUUACGAAGCCUGUCAAAAGGAGAGAAAAAGAUAUGGAAGAAAUUUUGAUUGGUUAUAAGUUUCUUCCAACCGACAGUGAGUUGAUUCAGUAUCUUGUGUGCAAGGCGAAGGAAGAAGCCCUACCAUGGGAGGGUGUUGUGAAGGACUGUGACGUUUAUGGCAAGGAGCCCUCAGAGCUUUUUGAGGGUUCGGAAGAGAAUGUUCUUUAUUUUUUCACCAAGUUGAAGAAGAAGCACGGAAACGGGUCGAGGAUUGAUCGUGUGACGGCGACGAUGGGUACAUGGAAGGGGCAAGACAAGGCUAAACCUAUAAUAAAAGAUGUCGAUGGUACUACUGGUACCGGUGAGGGAGAUGAUCAAGAAACUGGCUUGAUAGGAAGGAAGAGAACUUUUACCUAUAGAAUGAAAUCGGAUGCUAAGGCGGCGAAGGCCAAGAGUGGAUGGAGCAUGACUGAAUAUAAUCUUGACGGCACUAAUCUCCAAAGAGCAAAAGUCAAAGACUAUGUAAUUUGUCGAAUUAAAAGGCAAAAGCAGGAAGAAAUUAAGUUGGAAUCCCAAGUUAAGGUGAUGCAAGCGGAGGAGUGCAAAGUGACAGUAACUCCGGCACUUGAAGACUGCAAUACCAUCACACAUGCAAUGGAACCCAUAUUACAAGACUGCAGCAACCUCAUCACAGAAGCAAUCGAAUUUGAUGGAACAACAGUACUAACGCAACCAGAAGAAGAAGAAGAUUGCAUGGAUUGGUUGAACGAUUUUGACUGCAGCAACCUCAUCACACAAUCAAUUGAAUUUGAUGGAAAAACAGCACUGAUAGAAGCUGAAGAUUGCAGCAACCUCAUCACACAAGCAAUUGAAUUUGAUGGAAAAACAGUACUAAUGCAAGCUGAAGACUGCAGCAACCUCAGCACACAAGCAAUUGAAUUUGAUGGAAAAACAGUAUCAACGCAACCAGAAGAAGAUUGCAAUUGGUUGAACGAUUUUGCUACACAACUCUUCCAGAAUCAAGAACAUUUAGGAGACAGUGAAAUACUAAUGUUGCCCAACAUUUUUUAUGCAGAUAGUUGGUCCCUCUCAGCUUGAUUUAGAUUGUCUACAAUCAACUAGUGUACCCUGCUUUUAACUGUGUUUGGGUUAUGUGUGUAACUUUGUGCAAAAUUUUAUAAGUACAUGAAGAUAAAUU
Molecule: messenger RNA, 1624 nt
Organism: Cornus florida
Lineage: Eukaryota; Viridiplantae; Streptophyta; Magnoliopsida; Cornales; Cornaceae
Product: NAC domain-containing protein 2-like
Exons: 2
Coding region: 433-1524 (363 amino acids)
Biological process (GO): regulation of DNA-templated transcription
Molecular function (GO): DNA binding
Source: RefSeq, a predicted model, not a curated record